Messenger RNA from Vicia villosa (hairy vetch), 3847 nucleotides. RefSeq names its product receptor-like protein kinase. Gene Ontology annotation, molecular function: protein kinase activity; ATP binding; protein binding. Gene Ontology annotation, biological process: protein phosphorylation. Gene Ontology annotation, cellular component: plasma membrane. Bases 156 to 3845 code for a protein of 1229 amino acids. NCBI's taxonomy places the organism in Eukaryota, Viridiplantae, Streptophyta, Magnoliopsida, Fabales, Fabaceae. The transcript has 2 exons. The record is from RefSeq and is a predicted model, not a curated record.
ACGAAGACUUAAUGUGAAAGCAGCACUGUUAUACACGGGCACGGCAAGUGCAACAAGGACAAUCACAUCAUUCUUCCUUUCUUAGUGAACUCAAAGACCAAAAACAACUACUACUUGGUUUCUUUCUCUGUAACUUGAUAAGGUUAGUGCUUACAAUGAUUAAUACCUGUUAUAACUCUAGAUUUAUCAAGUUCUUGUUCUUCAUUAUUUCUUCCUUGCAUGCUGCUUCUGCUCUUACCUCUGAUGGCUUCACUCUCUUGUCACUCUUGAGAACCUGGACCUUUGUUCCACCUCUAGUCAACUCUACCUGGAGAGCUUCUGAUUCCAAUCCAUGCUCAUGGCUUGGUGUUCAAUGCGACCGUAACAACCAUGUGGUUUCCCUUAACCUCACUAGUCAUGGUAUUUUUGGUCAACUUGGACCACAAAUUGGAAACCUUUAUCACUUGCAUACCCUUUUGUUGUUGGAUAAUGGUUUCUCAGGAAAAGUGCCUUCAGAGCUAAGCAACUGUAGUUUUCUUGAGAAUUUAGACCUUUCUAGGAACAAAUUCACUGGAAGUAUACCAUAUAGUUUGAAUCAGUUGCAAAAUUUACGGUUUUUGAGCUUGUCUUCCAAUCUGCUGACUGGUGAAAUUCCAGAUUCUUUGUUUGAAAUUCAAUCUCUAGAAGAAGUGAGCUUUCACAGUAACCUUCUUAGUGGACUUAUUCCAACUAAUAUUGGAAACUUGACUCAAAUAUUGAGGUUGUAUCUAUAUGGUAAUCAAUUGUCAGAGACUAUUCCUUCAUCCAUUGGUAAUUGCAGUAAAUUGCAGGACCUUGAUUUAUCUUUCAAUCGUUUGAGAGGCGAAAUUCCGGUGAGUAUUUGGAGAAUUCAAACUCUGAGGAGGUUGAUUCUCAAUGAAAAUAAUUUCAAUGAGUCUCUUACUGAUUUUGAAAGUAAUCUGAACCUGAAUUACAUGGACAUGAGCAAGAACAAUAUUAGUGGACUGAUUCCAGCAAGUUUGGGAAAUUGCGUAAAUGUCACAUACAUUAAUUUGUCAUGGAACAAGCUUGGAGGGCCAAUACCAUCAGACCUUGGAAGCCUUGUGAAUCUUGUGACUUUGAAUCUUGCUCAUAAUAACUUGGAAGGUCCUUUGCCACUUCGCCUGUCGAAUUGUACUAAAAUGGAUCGUUUUGACAUCGGAUUCAAUUUCCUAAAUGGUUCAAUCCCGUCGAGUUUGAGAAGUUGGAGAGGCUUAUCCACAUUGAUUUUAAGAGAAAAUCAUUUCACAGGAGGUAUCCCACAGUUUUUGGCAGAAUUUAGCAACCUGCGAGAGCUACAACUUGGCGGAAAUAAUUUUGGAGGCGAAAUUCCUCGAUCAAUGGGAGCAUUGCACAAUUUGUUCUACGGAUUGAAUCUGAGUGCUAAUGGAUUGACAGGAGGGAUUCCUGCAGAAAUCGCGAAGCUACAACUGCUGCAAAGUCUGGACAUAUCUUUCAACAAUUUAACAGGAAGCAUAAAUGUUCUUGAAGGUCUUGUUUCGUUAACUGCGAUCAAUAUUUCUUACAAUCUCCUCAAUGGUUCUGUACCAACUGGCCUUAAUAAUAUAGUAAUGAAGUUAUUGAAAUCCUCGCCAUCAUCGUUCAUGGGUAAUCCUCUCCUAUGUGUCAGUUGUUUGAGUUGCAUUAACUCUAGUUAUGUGAAUCCUUGUUUCUACAAAUCAAAUGAUCACAAAGGUAUCAGUAAUGUUGGAAUUGUGAUGAUAGCACUUGGAUCCUCAAUUCUGAUUUCUUCUGUACUGGUAAUGAUAAUUCGACGGUGUCUUCUUAGAAAGAAUUCAGAUAUGGAGUCCGAUCUAAAUCAAUGGUAUUAUAUUGAUAGAGGAGCUGGAAGGAUUGGAGUCGGAUAUGCUGACGAAUUCAACAUCUCAGGUAAAGAACCGUCAUCCGCCCUUAGGAAUCUAGUGCUGCAGGCUACAGAUAACCUAAGUGAUGAGUAUAUUAUCGGCAGAGGGGCACAUGGUAUCGUGUACAAAGCAAUUCUUGGUGACCAGGUUUUUGCUGUAAAGCAAUUUGAAUUCGCAAGGAACAGGAGAAAACAGCUACGUAUGAUGUGCAAAGAAAUUGAAGUGCUUGGAAUGUAUAAGCAUCGCAACUUGAUCAAAUAUGCAGACUACUGGAUUGGUGAGGAAUAUGGCUUAGUCUUGUAUAAAUUCAUGGAGAACGGUAGUCUUCAUGAUAUCUUGCAUGAAAAGAAUCCCCCGCCGCCUUUAACGUGGAACGCCAGGUUUAACUUAGCUGUUGGAAUUGCCGAAGGAAUUGCAUAUCUGCAUAAUAAUUGUGAUCCACCCAUAGUGCACCGAGAUAUUAAACCGAAGAAUAUUCUUAUUGAUGAGAAUAUGGAUCCAAUUAUAGCUGAUUUUGGUACUGCCCUGUACAGGAAGUCAUCCGAAGAUUCUUAUAGUCAUUCAGAAACGAGGAAAAUGCUUUCGACAAAAGUUAUUGGUACCCCUGGCUACAUUGCACCAGAGAAUGCAUAUCAAGUAGUGCAGGGAAGAAAAUCUGAUGUAUAUAGCUACGGCGUUGUUUUGCUCGAGCUAAUAACCAGAAAGAAAGUGUUAGUUCCCUCUUUGAAUGAUGAGAGAAAAGUGACCCCUUUAGUGAGCUGGGCUAGAACAGUUUGGUUGGAAACAGGCAAAAUUGAGGAUGUUGCUGAUUCAUACCUUGCGAGUUCACUUCUGGAUUCAGCAGCAGUGACCAAGCAAGUCACUACCAUAUUUUUAUUGGCAUUGCAAUGCACAGAGAAGGAUCUACGAAAGAGACCAAUCAUGAAAGAUAUUCUUGGCUUGUAUAGAAAGGAUAUGUUCAAGCGGUGUGAUGAGGAGGAACAGGGUGAUGUGGUUGCAGCUGAUACAUCACUGCAGCCAUGUAGUCCUAAUAUUCUCCCUAACAUUCCAGUUGUUAGUGUUGAGAACCAUCUACAGGGAGAAAGCAGUAGGGAUGCAGCGAAAAGACAAAGAGAAGUUCCAAUCAAUGCGGAGACUGAACCUAAGGAUUACAAUGACUUAAGCUUUUGGCCGGACACUGAUAAAUUUCAAAUGGGAUUCCGUGUUGAAGAAAAUUGGAGUCUCAAGCCUACGAUUUAUAUUGAUGGACUGUUAGUUAAAAUGACGGGAAAUGGUAAGAUAUUGACUGAACAGGUUUUGGUGGUAGCUGCUCUGAAUGUUCCAAAAGUAACCUAUGUGUGGCCUAGUUUGAUUUUCAUUCCCUCUGUCGCUGGUCCGAUAGUAACCAAACCUUUCAAUUGGUUUUUCCUCUCGCGCUGGGGCCAGUAUAUGUACCUUAAUAAAUCCUUGUAUUAUCAACCCAAAUCAUACUUCAUAAAUGCCAACAAAACCAAUACCCUUCAGGACCUGAUAUUGAAGGCUACCGAGAACCUAAAUGAUCAGUAUGUCGUUAGCAGAGAAGCACAUUGUACUGUGUACAAAGUCAUACUUGGUCAACAAGUUUUUGCUUUAAAGAAGUUUGAAUUUGGAAGGAACAAGAAAAUGCACCAAAGUAUCGUCAGCAAUGAAAUUGAAGUCCUUGACGACAUCGAGAUGAUUGUUGACUCACACCUUGCUAGUUCAUUUCCCAAUUCAGCAACACUGACCAAGCAAGUCGCGCCAAUCUUUUUAUUGGUAUUGCAAUGCACAGAGACAGAUCUUCAAAAGAGACUGACCAUAAAAAAUGCCGUUACAACACUACAACCAUUUAUCCCUUGUAACCUCUUUUCUGAUGGUUCAGAUGUUAGUGCUGACAACCAUCUGUCAAUAAGGAAUACUUAUUGCAGUGAUUUUGUUAUAACUAUAUUUGAUGUUAGUUGCUGAAU